Sinocyclocheilus anshuiensis is the source of this 1092-nucleotide messenger RNA. Its product is annotated as HRAS-like suppressor 3. Gene Ontology annotation, molecular function: A2-type glycerophospholipase activity; glycerophospholipid phospholipase A1 activity. The coding region runs from base 524 to 1018 and encodes 164 amino acids. Gene Ontology annotation, biological process: N-acylphosphatidylethanolamine metabolic process. NCBI's taxonomy places the organism in Eukaryota, Metazoa, Chordata, Actinopteri, Cypriniformes, Cyprinidae. Gene Ontology annotation, cellular component: cytoplasm. The record is from RefSeq and is a predicted model, not a curated record. The transcript has 4 exons.
UGAAAAAAAAAAAGUUAGAAAACUUAUCUUAUUACAUCAAGCAAAAUCUGGCUGUUUAAUUGUUUAAGCAUUUACCAUUUCUUUCCUGUAGAGAGCAGAACUGAGCUUUUCCAGAGAGUAAUCACAGAAAAACAGACCAUCAUUACACAUAUUUUAUCAUGAUAUUGAAUAUGAAUAGUAAUGUUUUUGUGAUUCAGGUAACAUUGUCUGAUUUGGAUACAGGUCCACGUGUUUUUUACUCUCAUGACAUGUAUAUUCCUGUGUUUGUGUUGUUGGCUGAAGUCACGGCGCAGUAGCUGGUUGAAAGGGACCAAACCUCUCUCAAACACCUGACUUGGUUCCGUUUUACCAGCAACUAAGACAUGUUUCUGAGGACAAAUGGAUUUCCAGCUUAGGAUUUCUAGAGGUGAGAGGCAUCGCUUUCCUCAGUGACAUUCACACUUCAGCAUCUGAUUAAUCACAUGUCAUACGUUUUAUUUGCAGUUAGAAUCAUCGAUCUCAUCUAUGACUCAGGAAGCAGAAGAUGAACUUCCUUCUGGACAAUGACACCGAGUCCGUGGAUGUGCCGCGUAACUCUCAUCCGAAGCUGUACCCCGGAGAUAUUCUUGAGUUUCCUGGCAACAGUUACUUUUCUCAUUUUGGCGUUUACUAUGGAGAAAGAGACGGAGUUCCUUAUGUGGCCCAUCUGACCAUCAGAGAUUCAGACACCAAACUCCUCCUUUUCGGCCGAGCUAUAAACGCCGCCGUAAAGCUAGACCCGCUUGACGUAGUCGGGAAGAAAUACAAGGUAAGAAACUACCUGGAUGACAAGCAUCCACCACGAGAUUUCUACGUUCUCAUCCAGCCGGAGAUCGAUGAAAUCAUGACGAAACCCAUCACCUUUGACAUCCUGUUCAACAACAGCGAACAUCAGGCCACAAUGUUACGAUACGGGGUUAAAAAGUCAGAGCAGAUUGAAAAAGUCUAUUCCAAGAUAGUUCCCACCUGGAAAGAUUUAUUUGAGAAGAAAAAGAUUUGAGAGCUACAUCUUCUGCAUGAAGACGCAAGACUUCAAGAUCAUACAAAAACGAUUUCUUUCUUAAAUAAUUCCUA